Molecule: messenger RNA, 3252 nt
Organism: Morone saxatilis (striped sea-bass)
Lineage: Eukaryota; Metazoa; Chordata; Actinopteri; Moronidae
Gene: cep162
Product: centrosomal protein 162
Biological process (GO): cilium assembly
Cellular component (GO): axonemal microtubule; centrosome; centriole
Source: RefSeq, a predicted model, not a curated record
ACAUACACUCAAAACAAGAAGGAGGGGGACGUUUCACCAAGUCUUCAUCAGAGCUCUGUCAAAGUCUUUAAUUUGUCUGGGUUCCCAUUGGCUGAUGGAGUGGACAGUAUCACUAUGUCUCACAGGCUGACCAAGGAGGAGCUGGAUGAACAGUUUGAGCUGUUCUUAAAGGAGUCUGUUUCAGAUGACUCGGUGGACUUAGCAAGCUCUGACAAGCAGCCCGGCGCUAAAAGCAAUCGGAAACCAGCCCAGAAAACGACAGUGUCCUGGGGGCAAGAUGACGAACACAGCGGUCGAGCAAAGACGGCCAAAAGCAGAUUUAUCAAAGCCAAAAAAUCUCAGCCUGAGAACGAUGAUGUUAUUUGUGCGGAACCUGUUUACAAGCCGGUCCCCAAACCUCGCAGCAAAGCUCUGGAUAAACCGCUUCAGUUGGACAAGACCCCCAAAGAUACAGUUUUGGAGGUUCCUCAAAAUUCCACUCCAUCUGACGACCUGUGUUGUGACAGUCUGAGCAGUCCCACUCAUGAAAACCUCCAGUGUGUGUCGAGCACUGAUGCGACACACUCUAAUGAUACUCAACCGGCCAGCACUGACAGUUGUUCCCAGGGGGACAGUGAAGAUGGACUGCUGGGACCUGGAAAGACUUUCAGGAAGUCUUUGAGGAAAUCUCAGUCUAUUCGGGAGGAGGAGGAGGAUCCAGGGGACACUGGUUUGAGGGGAGAAGGGCUGGAGGGAGCUGCUUUUAGAGACAGUACUGAGAUAGAGGAGUCAGUGAUGGUACCGGCUGCGAAUACGACCCACAUUGGCUUGGACACUCUGGAGGAAGCAGAGGAGAAAGCCAGGUUCUUUGCCCAAUUAGAGGCAGGGGCUUUGUCAACUAUAGAUUACUCCAAGCUGAACAGGGAGCUGGACUCAACAAGUUCCACCCUCGGUACUAACCUCAGGAAAGCUGAGGCAGCAGUGGAGCAGAGUGAUGAUGAUCAAAGGAAGGCCAGGGUCACAGAGACCGUCAGAGAGUCUCCAGUUUUUACAGGCUCUCCACACUACAGUGAGGAUUUUGAGGAAGAGGAGAAUAGUAAAGAGCCACUGGACGAGAAGUCUAAAAUGUCUCCAAUUCUUGCUAAAGUUUCUCUCUAUGAUUCCGUGGAUGACCCCAGUGGAGAAGACCGAAGGAAGGACACAGCAGGAUCUCUUGACAGAGGGCAGUCGUAUGUGCAGAGUGGAGGCUCAGAGAUGGAAGCUCUUCAUGAGGCCUACAGACAGAUCCACAUUGUGGAAGAUUCAGAUGACCAUAAUCGCCGUUAUUCAUCUCUGGAAGGGAGGGGGAGGAUCCACAGACCUGUGUCUCCAUCCUCCCCUCCACACACCAGACAGUCUCUCCAGCCUGCUUCCACCAAUGAGUCAGAGCUACCCACUGCAGAAGAGUUGAUGAGACCCAUCCGGCCAGAGAAGGACCAUAUCAGAGGCUUCACCCUCCAGCCUGUCAGUGCUGUAGAACUUGACCAAGAAAAGAGAUCCCUCUUCUUGGAAAGGACUUUCCCCGAUGUCACUUCUCCACAGUCACAACCGAAGCGACCUGGGGAGGCUGACCCCGUUUCAGGCAUAAAGGGAGCCAGGGAACUGUGCUCCCCAGACCCUCCCAACCAUAACCUGACAUGGAGCAUCAGACAGGAAGUAGAGAGGCUGAUGCAGGAUCAGAACAAGUACACAUCCUCACAGGCUGGCAAAGCUAAGAGAGUACCGGCCUCCCGUGGCUCUGCUGUUUCUCAUCCCUCCACAGUUUCAGUGAGGAAACCCACUGUGGCUCCUGUUAGAGACAGGAGAGCGGAGGGGAGAACAGCAGUGACUUCCAGGUCGUCGGGGCUGAGUAGAGCUGCUGUUCCUACAGCCAAAACCCAGUCCUCUGUUCCCCGUCAGUAUCAACAAGAAAGAGCCAAAUUAACAAAGAGCCAAGAAAAAGAUGACUACACAGCAGAGGCAGGUCUGAAGGUGAGCAGUGAGCUGGUGGCAUCUGUUCAGUCCUUAGUGGCUGUCCUCCAACAGCAGAUAGACACCAGCAGUCACCAGGACACUGCAGACACACAGGAAGUCAGAGGUCCUCACGAAACCAGACAGACACAUCUUCCAAAGGACAGUAAGGAGGAGGGCAGCUCUCUGGUGGAGGAGCUCAGAGUCCAGCUGGCUCAGAAAGAGAGGGAGCUGCAUGUGAUGAAGGAAGGAGCAGAAGAGCUCAACUCACUCAGACAACAGAACUAUGUACUACAGAGCAAGCUGAGAAGUGCAGAAGAAGCCAGUCAGAAACAUAGAUGGGCUGAGGCUACCAACUCCACUACAGAGGAAAAGCUCAAAAACAUAGAUAAAGAAAUAAAAGAGCAAGAGAUGCUCAUAAAAGGCUAUCAGCAGGAGAAUGAGAAGCUGUAUUUGCAGAUGAAGGCUCAGCAGGCCAAGAGUAAAGCCAACGAGGAGGCCAUGUUUAAUGAAAACCAGAGGCUGCUGAAUGAGCUGGCUUUCACAAGGGAGCAGAUGAAUAAAACCUCUCGGCCUGUGGGAAAUGUCUGCCUAAUGGAUCACACUCAACGCAUUACAGACCUGUUAGCUCAAAUAAAUGUAUUUCAGAGGAAUGAGGCCAAGCUGUCUGAGGACAUUCACAGACUGAAGCAAGAAAAGCAAGCUCUGGAGGUAGACCUACAGCUAAUGAAGAAAGAAAGAGACCUAGCUAGGGCUCAGGCCAUGUCUGCCUCAGGUGACAAGACUUUUGAGAUGCGCGUAUUAGAGGACAAGCACAGAGAGGAAGUCGCGGCCCUGAAGAAGAAGGUGCAGUGGUUUGCUGAGAACCAGGAGCUGCUGGAUAGAGACGCUGGCAGACUGAAGGCUGCUACAGCUGAAAUACACCGACUCAAGGAGCAAGUAGAAAAACUGAACAUGGAUGUGGGCAGAAGAAGCAGUGAGCAGCAGAGAAGGACCAAAGAGAAAACAGCAGACACUAAGAGGAUGCAGGACCUGGAGCGACAGGUGAAGGAGCUGGAGCAGAUUCUAAGACGAAGAAACCCAAACUCCCUGCCCGCUCUGAUCUACGCUGCAGCCACGGCUGGUGGUCAAGAGGAUGUGGACGCUGCCAAGACGUCGCCACCCAGCAGGAUCAGCGCCUUGCUUGAGCGCAGGAUUCAGCGUCUGGAGGCUGAGCUGGAGAGUCACGAUGAGGAGGCCAAGCGCAGCCUGCGGGCCAUGGAACAACAGUUCCACAGGAUCAAG